CUGUGCGUAAUUUAAAAUGCCGCCCCUGCCUAUCAGCUGAUGGCAGCCUCAGGAAGGUGGGCCUGGGAGAUAACGGUGUGCAGGCUGAGGCCCGGGAAGGACACCUUCAUUCGUCCUUGGCGGUUUUCUUGCACUGACUUCGAGAGGCAGCUCGUGAUCUCCAAGAUGUAUGAAAAAAUAAUCAUUGUAUUACUAUUGUCAGGUUAUAUUUCUAUAACAACAAGUGAUGUUUCUACAACAGCAAACUCAUCAAGUCCUGCCUAUAACCAAACCACCCCAGAAAAUGAACUUGCAGUAUCAGCCGACCACCCUCCGUCAAUCACUCCUGCAAUGAAAGCUACAGGACCUCCUGUUCCCACAAACGAAACCCUCCCGAAACAGAGAAGAGAACCAAGAAAACAAAUUGCCCAUGCUUUCUCGGAGCCAGUGAUAAUACUCAUUAUUUUAGCAGCGAUAGCUGUUAUUGAUGGAACUAUCCUCUUAAUUUCUUACUGUAUUGGCCGACUGAGGAAGAGCAAUCCAUCAGCUAUAGAGCCUCAACCCACACAUGGCACAGGUGUGCCUUUAAGUUCUGUUGAAACGGAAAAUCCAGAGAGAAGUGAUUAAUGAGAAUCUAUUCACUAAGCCAAACUUUGGAAGAACUCAAAGAAGACAUAAGACUUCAACCAAGUGAAAAAUUAACAUGUGAAUUGGACAUGGCAAUGAAUUAUAUACCUGCCUAAGUUGUACAAUCUCAGAAUACAAUUUUCAUCAUAAUAAGUUCUAGUGACUUAAUCAUGGAAAAAUAAUCUCUCUUCAUUAAUAUUUUAAGAUAAAGAACAAAUAUUCCUUUGCA
Messenger RNA from Microcebus murinus (gray mouse lemur), 835 nucleotides. It is a transcript of the gene GYPA, whose product is annotated as glycophorin A (MNS blood group). The record is from RefSeq and is a predicted model, not a curated record. Gene Ontology annotation, cellular component: plasma membrane. Lineage: Eukaryota; Metazoa; Chordata; Mammalia; Primates; Cheirogaleidae.